This is a messenger RNA of Aspergillus steynii IBT 23096, 2079 nucleotides long. Its product is annotated as putative C6 transcription factor. Gene Ontology annotation, molecular function: DNA binding; DNA-binding transcription factor activity, RNA polymerase II-specific; zinc ion binding. Gene Ontology annotation, biological process: DNA-templated transcription. Gene Ontology annotation, cellular component: nucleus. The record is from RefSeq and is a predicted model, not a curated record. The coding region runs from base 1 to 2079 and encodes 692 amino acids. The transcript is spliced from 5 exons. Lineage: Eukaryota; Fungi; Ascomycota; Eurotiomycetes; Eurotiales; Aspergillaceae.
AUGCCACCUGCGACGGUCCAGAAUGGCUCUUCAUCCCAGAAACAUGGCUCGCCCGGGUUUAACGCAGGAGCGCGGCCUUACAGAUCGCACAAGGUCCGGGCUUGUGACUUAUGUAGAAAGCGCAAGUCCCGAUGCACGGUUGACAUUCCGGGUCAAUCAUGCCUCUUGUGUCGGGUCCAAGGUGCCGAUUGUCAUUACCAGGAGGAACCCAGCCAGGACCCUCCGAUCCCCAAUGGCUCGCCGUCGAAGGGAUGGAUAGUUGAUCCCGUCACGGAAGGCCUGGCUCCCGGUCAGAAGCGCAAGCGCAUUUCUGAAAGUGACUCUCCCCCGCACCCUGUUCGCCCUCUGGAUGACACCGUUACUCGGCCCAGGGCCUCUUCGGCAGUGGAUAGCCGGGGGAGCGAGUCUAGGCGGCAGGGGGACGAAGACCCGCAUAACGAAUCUGUUCAGAUUGUCGGUCCGGUCGUGGCCGAUGACGCCCAGGUUAUCGAGAAGUUUAUGCCCCCGGAAACGUCGAACCAAUCAGAGACACCCAAAAAUCAUCCGUAUAAUGUCUAUUCUAAUGAUCCGAGGAAACCAAUUCUUUACACCACCAUCUCCAGACGGAGAAAGGGUAUGCGACGGGGAAUCCCGCCGGGGGAAAACCAAAAGGAGAUUCUUGAACAGAUUCUUGGGCCUUUUAGGCAUGAUCUAGUCCGCCUGUUUUUAGACCGAUUUAAUGUAGCAUUUCCUAUCUUUGACGGCGAAAGCUUCUGGGAGGCCUACAACUCAGAUUCGCCAAGUGAGCCACCGGCUUCUCUUCUCUGUCAGGUUUAUUCCAUGUCACUGGUCUACUGGAAGCAUACUGCGAAGCUCGCCUGUCACCCCAAACCGGAUGUUCGAUACGCAGUCAACAUGACCGUGGCUGCCCUCCACGAGGAAUUCUCGGCCCCCGGGCUAUCUACGAUCAGUGCAGCGCUGAUCGACUUGACUGGGCGACCGAUCUUCUCGAUGACCGGCAAUGCCAUUAGUUGCGGACGGAUGAUCUCGCUAGCGCACUGUCUUGGGCUGAACCGCGAUCCGUGUCUGUGGAAGAUGUCCGAGCGGGAAAAGAACAAUCGCAUUCGCCUAUGGUGGGGUGUUGUCAUUCAUGACCGCUGGGGAAGCUUUGGACAUGGCGUGCCUCCUCAAAUUGCCAAGAAUCAAUACGAUGUUCCUUUGCCCACCAUCGAUGGCUUGUUGCCUCAAGCUGGGCGUACCACCGAGCGUGUGAGGGCCGCCCACUGUCACAUUGCACUCUGUCGAUUGACAGAAAUCCUCGGGGAGCUGUUACCCCUUGUCUAUGGCCUUCAACAGCGCCAGCCCCGCGAAACAAACAAGAAGAUCCGCCAAAUUCGAACGGAUCUCGACAUGUGGGAAGACUCUCUACCCGACUGGUUGAGAAUUCCCGUGAACCCGUCAGAGGAUCGCAUAUCCGGCACGAGUAGCUUGCAGCUGGGCUUUUUGGCUGUCAAAAUGCUCGUCAGUCGGGUCGAGCUCACCGAGGUCAACAACGCAGAAACCGAAAACCCCGAAGCUCGUCGCUACUUCCAAACCGAAUGUCGCAGGUCCGCCGAAGAAAUCGUCCAAUUCAUAUCAUCUCUCCGAACGGAGAACUACAAAGAAUUCUGGCUUCCUUACAGCGCCUUCCACCUCACAUCCACAGCAACCCUUCUUGUCCGCUGCGCCCUCGAGACCACCGACGGCGAAGUCGCCCGGUCCUGUCUCGCAAACGUCGAAACCCUGCGGACCAUCCUACGCCGCGUCCGGGAGGAAGAAGACUGGGACGUAGCCGACAUGUGCCUCGACCACUGCGAGCACAUCCUCAACCGACUCCCCGGGAACAGCAACAACGCGGACCCGAGCUUCAGCGGCAUCGGACAGGCCGAUAACCGACUGGUCAAUCCGGCGGCGAUAUCGCUGCCCGAGACGCAGACGAAUAACGAUAUAGUUGACGACAUGAUGUCUAUCUCUGGGACGUUCGGCACCAUGGAUGGCUUCCCGUUCGAUAUGACGGGGAUUUGGGAUGUUUCGGUCUUUCAAGAUGUAAACUUAACGUGA